Poecilia latipinna (sailfin molly) is the source of this 3549-nucleotide messenger RNA. It is a transcript of the gene sv2, whose product is annotated as synaptic vesicle glycoprotein 2. Bases 8 to 1651 code for a protein of 547 amino acids. Gene Ontology annotation, cellular component: membrane. The record is from RefSeq and is a predicted model, not a curated record. Gene Ontology annotation, molecular function: transmembrane transporter activity. Gene Ontology annotation, biological process: transmembrane transport. The transcript has 13 exons. NCBI's taxonomy places the organism in Eukaryota, Metazoa, Chordata, Actinopteri, Cyprinodontiformes, Poeciliidae.
GGGCAGAAUGUCCCGUAACAAUAAUGGUGGAGAUAAGGAGGCGCGAAGGCCGCUUCUCAACGGAAAUCAGCUGGAUCCAACCGAGCUGGACUCUGAUGAAGGUGAGGUGAUUUUCGACAGAAGGUCCUCAGUCAUCUCAGACGAAUCUGGAGGGACCGCAACAAAAAGACUCACUUAUGAGGAGGCGGUCGAAGAAGCAGGUUUUGGUUUGUUCCACUGGCUCCUGCUGGCCGUGUGCGGCUGGGCCAACGCCAGCGACGCCGUGGAGAUCCUCUGCGUGUCUUUCCUGCUGCCGACUGCGCGCUGCGAUCUGCUGCUGAGCUCCUCGGACAUGGGCCUGCUCACUGCCAGCAUUUUCCUCGGAAUGAUGGUUGGCGGCUACAUGUGGGGAUACCUGGCUGACCAGAGGGGGCGCCGUAAGGUGCUGGUGGUGUCGCUGACCGUAAACGGGCUGUUCGGAGGGCUGGCCAGUGCGGCUCCGUGGUUCUGGCUCUUCCUGCUGCUGCGGUUCAUCAGUGGCAUUGGGGUGGGUGGAUCCAUCCCUGUCAUCUUUUCCUACUUCUCAGAGUUCAUGCCCCGGCUGAGGAGAGGGGCCAUGAUCAGCGCUCUGGCCACCUUCUGGAUGGCAGGAAACAUCCUGGCUGCAGGUCUGGCCUGGUUGGUGAUUCCCAGAACCUGGGCCCGUUUCUCUCUGGGAACAUUAGACUUCCAGAGCUGGAGGCUGUUUGUGGUGCUGUGCUCGGUUCCCAGCACCUCCUCCGCCAUCCUCUUCAAGCUGCUCAUGCCCGAGAGCCCAAAGUUCCUCAUGGAGGCGGGUCGGGCAGAAGAGGCGAUCCGGGUCUUCAGGCUGAUGUUUGAGAUGAACAUGAAGGGAACAGAAAAGGCCUUUCCGGAAUUUGCUUUGCGUACAAACUCCAAACCAGGAGGGGAAAUCAGAGAGAUCGGAUCUGGUGAUACAAAAAGAAAACAUCUCAUGAGUGUUUUAAAACAGGCCUUGCUUCCCAUUAAACAGAUGUUCAGUGGCUCUGUCAAAGCCCGCAGCAUCGUCCUGCUCAUCAUCUUCUACUGCAUCUCGUUUGGGUACUAUGGGCUGUGGAUGUGGUUCCCAGAGCUUUUCGCUCGAGUUGAGAGCAGCGGCGGCUCUCCCUGCGCCAACGUCUCUGUGCCGUCUGCGCUCAACAACCAAAGCUGUUACCCGGUCAAGACAGCAGUCUACAUGGAGGGCUUCAUCAUCGCUGCAUCGAACCUGCCAGGCAACAUCUUCACCAUCCUCAUCAUGGACAGCACCGGCGGAAAGACUCUGCUGUCCUGCAGCCUGAUCGUGUCCAGCCUGAGCGUCUUCCUCAUCUACGUGGUCCAGACCAAAGCCCAGAGUCUGGGUCUGUCCUGCAUCUUCAGCGGGGUCUCUGUGAUCGCCUGGAAUGCUCUGGAUGUGGUGGGAACCGAGCUCUACCCGACCCAGCUAAGAUCCUCGGCCCUGGGUUUUUUCACCGGAGUGGGCCGAGUGGCGGCCAUCAUGGGGAACGUGGUCUUCGGGAAGCUGGUGGACUCCAGCUGCACUGUUCCCAUCCUGCUGGUGUCGGCCCUGCUGCUGACGGGAGGUCUGGUGGCUCUUCUGCUCCCACAGACCAGGCAGACGGAGCUCACCUGAUUGCUGACUUUGGUUUUUUAGAAACUCAAACAAAGCUCUUAAAGUUCUCCAGACCCAAACGAAUCUGGUGUUUCUGUUGCCUUCAGACAAUUCUCUGUGCCUUUUAAAUUCGGGCUCAUUUGCCAAAAAACAAUAGAAACUACAUGAUAUGUGGUGGGCUCCUGAGAGUUCUGCUGUUGACAUCAGAUCUUGGGUUUUGGGGAAGCAAAUCUGAUUGCCUUAUUUUUUAUUUUUUUACAAUUUUAGCAUAAGAAAAUAUAAAAACGCUACUGAAAAAUAUAUUUUCCUGAUGUGACCGGCCAUUAAUUGUGUACACUAAAAGCAGAGGCGACCUCAGUGUGUGUCUUCUAUGAGCGAUUAGCGCAGUUAGCACAGCAAGCUAAACAACAUUCCUACAGAAAUUAUUACCCAAUGUUGGUGCUAGGACCCCAAAAUCAGAUAAGAGUUUCCUCAGAACUCAAACUAGGUCAUAAAAAUGAUAAUUGUACAAGAAUAAUCACGCUUCAAUUGCUGAAACAGUUUAAAACGCUACAAAUUGAGAAACACAAUAUAUGACGAGGCUAAUGUUAUUAAUAUCAAGGUGAAGCUCAGCAGAUUUCCUUUCGCAUGUGGAGCUUUACAGCUUUCCUACUGAUGUAGAUAUGAAAACGUUUAUUCUAAAUUGCUUUGAGUUCGUUUCAAAUGCAAAGGACACAGAGAUGGGGGGGACAAAGAGUGAAAAGGGAAAGAGAUAAGAAUAGAGGAGAAAGAGAGAGAAGGAUGGAGAGAAUACAAGAAAACCCUAGAAAUCUGCUUCUAUACCUGCAGAGAGAGAGAGAAAAAACGAGAACCAAGAAACCUCAGGAACAAACAACAUAUUCAUUUUAUACAACACUGAAAAUCACCUUGUACUAAUUAAAAACUCAACAGGAUGGUAAUGUUGGUAUUCUCUGCUCAGCCUUCCUGUUAUCUCCUAAAAGUUUCGCUCUUUUCCCUCUCUCAGCCUAGAGGAGCCAAAGAAACCAAUUUGUUUUUAAACAGCUUCCUACUUUAUUUGAAUUUAUUGUACUGAUGCUGAAAACAGCUUUUAUUCUUCUUCACAUGGGACUUCCACACCAGAGAGAGCUGCUGUUACUGUUAGCUGAUCAGAAAUAAAAAUCAGAUUUUUGAGUUCCCAACUGGCUGGUCUCCAGUUGGUGACACGAUGAAGCUGAAAUUUGUGCAUAAUUUUAUAUACAAACACCAGAUGUUGAAAAUGAUUCAGGGAUUAUGUAUGUUUGUUUUUGUCACUCAAACAUUGUAAAGAAUAUGUAGUUUACAUAGUUUGUAGUUUACGUGUUGUUUUUGUGUUUUUAGGAGAAUAUUCCACAUUGAUGUUUUACUACAGCGUUCUUUAAAUAUAACAUGGAGCUUGUAGGUUGCAUGUUACAUAAGCUGGUUGUUAUUAAAUGUCAGUUUUGCUAAUUUGCAAGAUGCCUCUUAUUAAUGUUCACUGAAGUAACCAAAACAAUCCUGUUGCUCUUAGAAGAUUUUUAAAGUGCUUUUUUAUAAAUCUGUGUACAUAUAUUUAUAUCUAUGCAGUUAAAUUCACUAAGUGUCUUUUGUUGAACAAAAUGGUGCCAUCGAAUGAACAGAAAUACACUAAAUAUAAAUGGAUGAUCAUUGAGUUAACGUCAAGCAGUUUGAUUUGAUAGUAUAUCAGAGCCAUUAUUCAUCUUCAAAAUCUUCAAAAAAGAUUUAUAUAUAAUUUGAUUAGAGAUGAUUGAAAUACUGAUUUACAUUUUUGUUUGACUUAUUAAACUAGAUGUGCUGGAAGAUGUCAGUCAGUUGCCACUGUGACGCAGCGUUUCUGUCAGCUUUCAAUGUUCUCCAAUGACAAUCACUUGCUACAUUCCAAAAAUAAAGGUACAUUGAAAGUU